AUGGCGGACAAGUACAUGCUCAGAGUGACCGCCGGGUCCGACUACGAUGAGGCCAACCAAAAGCUGGUCCAUGUCAACACCGAACAACCGCUCAGCAUUUCAAACUCAAAGCUCGAUGCUUCAUUGACUGUCCGUAUCCAAAACUACCGUGGUGAACCUGUCAACUCUCCCUCGUCGUGCGCCUACUUCGAAACCGACCCGCACAAGUCCGACCUCUACAGCAUUUCUUUCUCCUUCACGCCCAAGAAGGACAUCAACGGCCAUGAUCUGGUCUUCGGAAACGACUUUGACCACCCAAUCAGGGACAAGCUGCCUCCAGGCUUUGGACAGGCAAUGAAGAUUGCCCAGUGGUUCAUCGAUCCUGGACUUUAUGGCGAUGCGUACGCCGACGAGCCAUACCUCUACGGACCUUUCCUCAGUUCGAUCAACACAUUGAGAGUCGGAGAGAAGAAAGAGCCUGAUGAAUUAAAGGGAAGCGAAGACAAACCCGUCGUGGUGUCUGAAGGCGCCGAUGGUGACGGUGUCGAGGCUAGAAAGAAGGCUGGCUUGCCUGACGAAGCAAACGCUCGCAAGAAGCACUUCCUCAAGGAGCAGCACCUGAAGGACUUUACUUUCGAGAAGGGCAGAAACUACAGCUGCGACUUCUUUAACCCCUACUUGGACUUCAACGACUUUGCACUCAAGCUCCCUGGAUUCAGCUACAUUCCCGGCAUCACCAUCCCUAUUAUCAGUUACUGGGAUGGUCAACCUCUGAGUUCUCUGGUGUGUGAUGAGCAGAAUCUGACUAACACAAGGUCUCAUGCACUUAGAUAUGUCCUCAAAGACAGAAGCACAAACGAGGUUCUCUUUGUCAUCAUCUUCACACUGCUACCCCGCCACAGCGAGGGGCAGAAGGACGAGUCAAAGAAGGACGACAAGUCUGGCCAGAAAGACGAAGAUCUGGAUUGA
Messenger RNA from Aureobasidium melanogenum CBS 110374, 948 nucleotides. RefSeq names its product DUF1769-domain-containing protein. The record is from RefSeq and is a predicted model, not a curated record. The transcript has 3 exons. Lineage: Eukaryota; Fungi; Ascomycota; Dothideomycetes; Dothideales; Saccotheciaceae. The coding region runs from base 1 to 948 and encodes 315 amino acids.